Diabrotica virgifera virgifera (western corn rootworm) is the source of this 2605-nucleotide messenger RNA. RefSeq lists its product as uncharacterized. The record is from RefSeq and is a predicted model, not a curated record. Lineage: Eukaryota; Metazoa; Arthropoda; Insecta; Coleoptera; Chrysomelidae. The transcript has 8 exons. The coding region runs from base 77 to 2371 and encodes 764 amino acids.
UUAUGACACGAAAAUUAAAAUCUCAGUUAACCUGUCCAGGUCAUUAACAUUUCAAAAUUAAAGUAAAACUUCAAAAAUGAAUCAAAAUUUAAAAUCCUGCACUCAGCACUCAUCAGAUUCUUCAAAUAGAGUUUAUAAAAUUGCAAAAUCACGACUUCGAAGUUUCAGAAGCGUUACAAGUAAGUUAUAUAUGGCAAGAAGGAAAUUACAACCUGUCGUAAACGAUAUUUUAACAGCUUCUCAGAACUCAGACGUAAAACAGGGUCAGCAAUGGAAGUCUUACUACUUGACUAUAGAUCAAUAUAAAGACGCCAUGUGGGCUGCUCGGCUAUUGAAAGAAGUCGAAGAGAUCCUGAAGUUGGAUAAACAAAAGAAACCGUCUUUUAAAACGCAGAGUUUUAACUUUGAUGCCAAAGUUAAAGUGAACAAGGGAGGAAAAAUAUAUAUAGAUACACCUAUAUUGCUGCAGUUGAUCGAUCUUCACAAACUUUUAGGAGAAAUUAUAGAUUUUUUGCAAGAAAUACCUCAAGAUGGAAAUGAUACUUCUUCUAAAGAAGAUAUUUCUGAUAACAAGUCCUCACAGUGCAAGUCUUGGACAGUUUCAACAGGAAGUUCUGAAGAUUUACGUCAAUCUGAACCAGAAAAAAUUACCAAAGAAAUACUGACAACACUAACAAUGCCUUUAAGCACAGAUUUUGUAGUAAUGGCCAAUCAUUCGAAUUCCAAAAUUCCAUCACAACAGAAGCCAUCAGCAUUAAAAAUGACUCCAACAAAUGGAUCGAAAGCAAUUUUAAGUAGUUCCUCACGAUUUACCAGUACUAAUAAUAGUAGUAAUAUGGAAGAGGUGGUCGACGCAGCAGGAGCAAAAAAAAUUAUUGUAAAAUGUAUGGCAGAUCUGGAUAAGGUUCGUCAUUUUCUGGAAAAAGAUUAUUCCGUGCAGUCUGUGACAAUUGAAAAACCCAAAUCGAAUUCAGCGGUCAAUGCGAGGAAAGGCAACAAUUCAGCGGUCAAUGCGAGGAAUGGCAACAAUGCAGCGGUCAAUGCGAAGAAUGGCGACUAUUCAGCGGUCAAUGGGAGGAAAGGCGGUAUUUCUGGACAGAACGUUGAAACAUAUUUGUAUAAUGAAGAAACUGAUUAUGAUAUGCAGCACGAAGGAUGCUGCUGUUUGGAGAAUUGUCCGGGUGAUCAACCUUUGGAAUUUACAUGGAAAGAGAAUGGAGAAACUGGAAGUAAAUUGGUAAUAUGUAUUAAAGGAAAAUCGGAAGAAGAUGGCGACAUUCAUGUUGUUAUUCGUCAGUGUCCUGAAUGUCUACACGCCGUGAUGACUGAUGAAAGUGAAGAAUGCGAUGGUUCUGUACCAGAAGAAGAUGUUCAACCAGUUGGACCAAGUGUUCACUCAUUUAAAGAACCAAGUAAAGCGGAAAUAGAUCAUUCUCCAACUCCUCCUCGUGAUCCGAGUUAUGUUGCUCCACCCCCUCCUCGAGAUCCGAGUUAUGUUGCUCCCCCUCCCCCUCGAGAUCCUAGUUAUGUUGCUCCACCUCCUCCUCGUGAUCCCAGUUAUGUGGCUCCACCUCCUCCUCGAGAUCCAAGUUAUGUUGCUCCACCUCCUCCUCGUGAUCCGAGUUAUGUUGCUCCACCUCCUCCUCGAGAUCCGAGUUAUGUUGCUCCUCCUCCUCCUCGAGAUCCAAGUCAUGUCUCUACUCAUGAACCUUCGCAUCAAAAACUUGAUAAAUCUAACCACUCCCAUGUUAUAUUUGAUCCGGAGGAACCACGUCGUUCUAUAGUUGAGGGUCCAAACAUUAAACUUAACGAUACAGUAAAUUUACAUCUUACAACCAGUGAGUGCAAUCAAGACCUAGUAAUCUCCUUAUCCGUAAAAGCAAAAGGGGUCAAAUCAACACCAGUUAUAAAUAUUGACGAUAUACUUGCCGAUUCACAAACAAGUGUUGAAAAAUCAAAAACAUCCUUAAACCAGUCAAAUUCUAAGGUAGCUGAAAAAGUAAUUCCAAUAUUCCGCACAAAAAUUUGUUCAUCCAUGGAAAUCGACUUAGAUCAUAUCAAAACAAAACUAUAUACUACAGAUAUGCACCAUCCUAGCGAAGAAGUUCAAGCAAGGUUAAACGAUAUUGGAGUUGACAAUUUAAUCAGGGCUAGUCGGCCAGCAAAAUGUGGGAGAAUAGCAGUCCUAAACGAAUUUUCGAACAAAAGCAUCCCUUACGCUCCCAGUCUUCGAUCACUUCCCUUAGAUGAUACAGAUAUUCAGUUAAUAAACCAAAGUUUAAAUAUGAGCAUAAAUAAAAUAAAACAUUCAAAAAUUUUUCUCGGAGAAAGUCACAUUGAAUCCGAGACUGAUCAAUGGAUUUACAGAUAGUAUCAAUUCGAUGCUGUUUAUACAUUUAUUCAAUAAACAGAAAAAUCAAGUUUUCCAACUAAAAAGAUGGUUGAUCCAAAGGAUGUUAAAUUUAUGUGUAUAUACAGGGAGAAUCUGUGAAAGGGCAGCUCUGAAUAUUGUGAUGCCUGCUAUUCUUGUAGUAAAACCAAGUAACGUUUUUUGUUUUGUUUCAUUAAUUUGUACUAAGGUUUUAUUAAAAUUUUUUAAAUUGAA